Messenger RNA from Cinclus cinclus, 1211 nucleotides. RefSeq lists its product as uncharacterized. The coding region runs from base 1 to 684 and encodes 227 amino acids. The transcript has 5 exons. The record is from RefSeq and is a predicted model, not a curated record. Lineage: Eukaryota; Metazoa; Chordata; Aves; Passeriformes; Cinclidae.
AUGUCUGACAUGGUGAGGUUGGAGUCCCCGCCGCCAUCGCUCCGGCCUCCCCGCGGCCCACACGUGACCAGGGAGAACCCCGCGCUGCUUCCGCCCACCAAUCACAGCGCGCGAUCGCUCCUGGAUUUACAUAACCACGCUUUCGGUCCUGACCCCGCCCACCGCCGGCUGAAGCCGCUAAGAGCGGUCCUAGCACGGAAAGCGCUCCCAAUUCCUUCCGGGUUCUCUCAGGAUCGCUUCGAGUGCUCCCAGUAUUGGUUCCAGCACUGUGCAGGGCGCGGCCACUUUGGAACCCCCCAGGGCAGAGCACGGCUGCUUUUCAGUGUCGGCACCGACCUGGGCCGGGCUGGGAGCGGAGGAGGGGGAGGAAGGAAAGAGGAGCGGGAAGAACAAGAAGGGGAAAGUCAGGAACAUGAGGAAGAGGAGCUGCAAGAGAAAGAGCAGCAGCAGAACCACUCGGCUCUCCCGCCCGCCCGCUCAGGCUGCAGUUCCCCCAACUCUGGCAGCAUCGCCCUGCCCCCCCGGAACCCACAGAACCAGGAUUUCCCAUUCCCAAAUCAUGGUCAGAUGGAGGAGGAGGCCGUGAGGAAGAUGGCCCAGAAGCCCCAUGCAGACAAGGAGCUGAGGAUGGAGACCAGGGAGGACAAAUCCCCACAGCUGAACCUUAUGGAAAAGGCAUUUUAAACCAGCUCCAUGGUGCAGGAAUCCAAGGAGGAGGAAAAGCCCCAGAGAUCCCUCAUGAGGGGUUACAAAUGCAGAUCACGGUGAUCCAAAGCAGAAAGACCCACUCCGGGCCAGGGAGGUGGCCAGAGAUGCUGCUGGAGCUAAGAGCUGGGAGUCCAUGAGCAGCUUCAUGAUGGGGAGAAGCCCCACAAGUGCUCAGAAUGUGGGAAGAGCUUCAGCAAGUGAUCCUACCUGAUCCAACACUGGAGAAUCCACAUGAGGGAACAGCCCUAUGAGUGUGGGGAGUGUGGGAAGGGCUUCAAGACAAGCUCUGACCUGACUGCCCACCAGAUGAGCCACACAAAGCAGAGGCGUGCCGAUUGUGAGGAAUGCAGGAAGACAUUUAAGACCAGCUCCAGUCUCCUCAGGCAUCAGCAGACUCAGAGGAGAGGCCCUUCCACUGACCCAACAAUGGGAAUGGCUUCAACCAAAACUCCACUGUCGUCACCCACCAGCGCAUAUAUACUAGGACGAGGCCCUAAUGUGUG